AUGGACGACCAGGACAACCUAUCCGUAGGAAGCGACGAUGAAGACGCACCUUCUUCGAAGGUUCGCGCAUACAACGCUCUUCUUCAAUCCUUCCAACAAGAAUCAGACGAACCCCGCCGUAAACGCAGAAAGAUCGAGGAAGCUCCUCAAGAAGAAGAAAGCGACGAGGAUGGGGACGGUGUUUCAGAUGCGGGUUCAGAUGUCUCGGGAAGCGAAGAUGGUGCUCAGAACGACGACCAAACACAAGAAGACGGAGACAGCGAUGCUGAGGUAGAACAAGAAGAGGCCGACGACGAUGAGGAUGAGGACCCGACAGAUCCCUUCGAUCAACACUUUGCCAAUCCGGAAGCCAACGAACUUACCAAGCGCCUCAAGUCAAUCACCGACAAUCAGUGGCGAUCCGAGAAACUGAAGGUGCUCAAGGACGGCAGCCUGGCCAUCUCUCUUCCCGAAUCCGCUCCCACCUCAUCACGCAGACCGCUCAAGUCUGUUACACAACUCAACCUCAAGCAACGUAUUGCCGAGCCGGCAACGAAACAUAUCGGAACCUUCAGCGAGUUGGGACAAGCAAUUGCGCCCUCACUAUACGCCUACCAGGAUGUGCUGUGUGGUGCCAGAACUGUCGAGAACGCAUCUGAGCUCAGACACAUGGCUGCUCUGCAUGCUCUCAACCACGUCUACAAGGGCCGUGAUCGUGUACUCAAGAACAACACUCGUCUAGCAGCAGCAGAGGGAGACGCUGAUCUCGAACUUCGUGACCAAGGCUUUACCCGUCCCAAGGUCCUUGUCUUGCUCGAGACUCGUAGUGCCGCAGCCAAAUACGUUGAAGCCUUGAUAGCUCUUUGCGAGCCUGAGCAACAGGAGAACAAGAAACGUUUCGAAGACGGUUUCGUACUGGAUGAGCUGAAAUUCGGUGCCGAAGAUGAUACGCACCCUGCCGACUUCCUCGAGUUGUUCGAGGGCAACGAUGAUAACGACUUCCGCCUGGGCGUCAAGUUCACCCGCAAGACUAUGAAAUUCUUCUCCCAAUUCUACGCUUCCGACAUCAUUCUCGCAUCGCCUCUCGGUCUUCGCCGCAUCAUCGAACACACCGACCCCAAGAAAGCCGAUAGCGAUUAUCUCUCCUCGAUCGAAAUCUGCAUCGUAGACCAAGCGGAUGCCAUGCUCAUGCAAAACUGGGAUCACGUAGAUUUCGUCUUCCAACAUCUCAAUCUUCAGCCCAAAGACGCACACGGCUGUGAUUUUAGUCGCGUACGAAACUACUAUCUCGACGGCCAAGCCAAGCACUUACGCCAAACCAUCAUCUUCUCGGCAUAUGUAGCCCCUGAGCUCAACAGACUCUACAACGCUCAUAUGCUCAAUAUCGCAGGAAAAGCAAAACUUACACCUUUCUAUCCAGGCGUGAUUGGCGACAUCGAUCUUGCGGGCAUGAAGCAAACAUUCUCGCGAUAUGACUCCGCAUCGCCCCCUGUUGACCCAGACGCCCGCUUCAAGUACUUCAACACAGCUGUACUACCGUCGCUUCUCAAGGUCCCGAGACCCUCAGAAGGUGGACCCGGCAUCCUAUUGUUCAUCCCGUCAUAUCUCGACUUCGUACGAGUCAGGAACUACUUCGCCAACUCGAAUGAAACACAACACAUCUCAUUUGGCGCUAUAAGCGAAUACACACCUGUACCCGAUCAAAGGCGUGCACGCAGUCAUUUCCUUUCCGGUCGUCACAGUGUGUUACUAUACACAGGCCGUGCGCAUCACUUCCACAGAUUGAGACUGAAGGGCGUGCGGAGAGUCAUCUUCUACGCUCUACCGGAGAACCCCAUAUUCUACACAGAAGUUGUAAGGGGUUUCUUAGGCACCAUGGUCGCCGAGGGCAAAUUGGAUCCUACCGAAGCAGCCGUCAGGACCAUCUUCUCCAAGUGGGAUGGCUUGAGACUGGAGCGAGUCGUGGGAACCAAGCGUGUCGGCGCCAUGUUGAGAGAUAAAGGUGGUGAUACCUUUGACUUCGUGUAA
Messenger RNA from Aureobasidium pullulans EXF-150, 2007 nucleotides. RefSeq names its product DUF1253-domain-containing protein. Gene Ontology annotation, biological process: maturation of SSU-rRNA from tricistronic rRNA transcript (SSU-rRNA, 5.8S rRNA, LSU-rRNA). Gene Ontology annotation, molecular function: rRNA binding; U3 snoRNA binding. The transcript has a single exon. Gene Ontology annotation, cellular component: nucleolus; small-subunit processome. NCBI's taxonomy places the organism in Eukaryota, Fungi, Ascomycota, Dothideomycetes, Dothideales, Saccotheciaceae. Bases 1 to 2007 code for a protein of 668 amino acids. The record is from RefSeq and is a predicted model, not a curated record.